Adineta ricciae is the source of this 2139-nucleotide messenger RNA. The record is from the annotation of a GenBank genome assembly. NCBI's taxonomy places the organism in Eukaryota, Metazoa, Rotifera, Eurotatoria, Adinetida, Adinetidae.
AUGUUCUUACAUUCUCUUCGUGCAUUGUUCAUUUUGGCUUUUGCUGCCAUUAUUUUCGUACCGGCGUUAAUUAUUGGAGCAAUCGGUGCUCGUAAUCUACAUGUUAUUCGAGAUGAACAACGAGUUUAUACGAGCACCACAUGUUUUGUUUCACAAAUUUCUGACGAGCAACUUUCCUAUGAUUGUAAUUGUGAUGGAUGUCAUCCAUCUACAUGCUAUGCUGAACAUUUUUCUGUACGAUAUCUGAUUUUUAAUGCAACAUUUGUAUCCAGCAUGAUUCACAUCGACGAGAUACCAACACGAUUGCAGGUGAAGGUGAACAAUAGUUACACGUGUUUCUACGAUCGAACGAAUGUCCAAAAGGUACAAUGGUUAAGACCUAAUGAACGACCAGCAAUAACAUUACUCGUCGUUGGUUUUAGUAUCGCUGGUGUGAUCACUAUUGGAGUAGUUAUCAGUCAAAUAUGGAUCGAUAGAGAGAUGGCUGAUUCUUUGAAAGAUAUUCAAGGUCAAUUUCGAAGCAAUGUUCAAACACAGGAGAACUUCUCUAGUCUUCCUGUUGUUUACGUGAAGAGCCAUAUUACCGAACAACGUAUUAUAUGGCCACAACAGCCCGGUGCUCAAACGGUUGCCAAUGAAACUCCCAGCAUACAGCCAACUGAUUCGUCACUGCAAAAUGGUGAACCAGAAUUGUUUCAAACCGCACAGAUAACUUCUGACCACCCGUCAGUUGGGGUUCAAAGAGCAAAUGUUCAAAAUGGAAAUCUAUCAGAGAAUGAUGCACCACCAGCGAAUAGAAGCAAGAGACCCGCGUCUAAAUGUACCAAUGGCCAUCAAUCAAAGAAGAGACGUGCCACUGUGCCACACGCACCGACUCCAACUCACGAGAUGGCUAUUGGUUUAUUAUUCCCAUUGGAAUCCAAAAUAGACAAGCGUAAUGAACGACCCAGUAAACUAAUCGAUUGUUUUGGAUGGGUUCCCCGACUGAUUUUAUAUGGUAAUUCACUGCCCAGUGAAAUUGAUGUAGAACUGGCAUCAAUUAGUAAAAAAAGGGAAGGUGUUUAUUACUACAGUGUCUAUCCAUUCGUGGAGUAUCAAGAAAAUCCCGUUCUCAAGAAGUUCGUGAGUAAAAUACGUCGUCGAGUGGCAGUAGAAAUGUUAUGCGACGGUAUUGGCAUCAUCCGGCUUGACAAUAUCUCUGUGCAAAAUCAAAGAAGCGAAAUAUUGGGAAAACCGAAUAACAAAAAAUUUCCAUUAAAGAGCUAUCCAUCAGAUAAAGAAAAAUACAUUAGAGCCAAAGGUCCGACGGCUUUUGUCAAGAGAUAUAAUCUAGCUAAGCCAUGUCUAGCUAUUCGUUUAUUUCCUACGGGUUCAUCGGUACCAAUAAAAAUCAAUACUAGUGAAGAAGAUCGUUACACUUUCUUUUCAAAUAUUCUUACUCCAGGUAACUAUAGACCUCCUUACUUUCUGAAUGAUCUUCAAGGCUUAUCAAUAGUUCCGAAUCUUUCACAGCCAAGACUGGACGAUCGCUCGAAAAUAGAAGUUAAAUAUUGUAACUCAAGUGCAUUUAUUGGCUCUGAUGGUCAAAACCGCUUUAAUAUCAAUUUCGUUAUCACAUUCCCUGAAGAAAUGCUUGACGAGCUCAAAAGUAAUGGGAAAUGGUUAGAAAUUUCAUUGCCAGACGACCAAGAACUACACCACAGUUAUUUUAUCCAAACUGAAGAUGGUGGUAGUAAUUCAGUGUGUUUAUAUAUUCAACACACAAUCAUUUCGUUAACAGUUACCAUCCUUGAGUGCAAGCUUCCAGCACCUGAAGAAGUUAUUUCCACGGAAUCAGCGGAUGUUGUAUCUACCGAUUUAGUAUUGGCUCAUUUAGCUAGUGUUCCUAUUCGUACAACGAACGAAGUAAUGCCAACGACGCCAUUGAAAGUUCGCUUUCAGCUGGUACAUACAAAGCCAGAUGCUAAUGGUCUCAGAAAAAUUAUUCGUUGUCCUGAUAUGCCAAUAUGGGAAAAUAUUAUCAAUAUCGAACCAGAUACUGCUUACUGUGAUAUAUCGAACAAUCAAUCCGAUGCAUCAAAUGCUAUUUUAUCUGAACAACCGGUGAUUCCAUCAAGUGAUGAUUGCAAUGAGCAAUAA